UGCUUCCCAAAAACUCACCAGCUGCACGCGUGGCUUUCCUUUUCUUCUGAUUGGUUUAGUUGUUCCGCUUUCUGCUGUGACAAGAAGCCUGUCUGAUAAUUCCUGUGAAAAGUAAGAAUCUUACUUACUGUCCUGGAGUCACUUCACUGGAGUGAAUUUCUCUAUGGUCCUGCACAGCCCGUCGUAUUUGAAAUAACAGCAUCAAACCAUGGCAGAUCCCAACAGACCACAGCGAAAGAUGUCCAUGUCCGGUCAAUCCCUGUACAGGACGCUAGGACUUGAGAAAGGGGCAUCAGAAGAAGCAAUCAAAAAAGCUUAUAGGAAACUUGCUCUGAAGUAUCAUCCUGACAAAAACCCUGAUAACCAAGAAGCGGCAGACAAGUUCAAAGUCAUAAACAAUGCCAAUGCGAUCCUUAAUGAUGACACCAAAAGGAAAAUCUACGAUGAAUACGGUUCUAUGGGACUGUAUGCGUCUGACCAGUUAGGAGAGGAGAGUGCACAAUAUUAUUCCUUGAUGUCCAACUGGUGGUUUAAGGGUCUGGUUUUCUGCUGUGGUGUUUUCACUUGCUGCGGUUGCUGUUGCUGUUGCUGUUGCUGUUGCUGCUGUGGAAAAUGCCAAACACCAGUAGAUGAAAGCUACCAGUAUGUGGACCCAGAUGACCUAGAGGCACAGAUUAAUGCAGAAGAAGAAGGAUCCAAGUGACAGUUCGGAAGAGCUGGAACAAGGGAGAUUCUAGAAUCCCUAUCGUGAUCCAGCCGCUGUCCGAUACCAGCACUUCGGAGUUGUAAUAUGGACCAAAAAUAAAACUGAUAAGUAGCAAAGCAAAGCCACACAGUUCUGAGGACUUCAUCAAGGGGUUUAAAUCUAGCUCACUGUUGCCAGUAUGUAUGUUUAGAAUUAUAUAUGUCAAGGCUGCCAUGAUUUCUGUGUAUGCUGGAUUAAGUGGAUUACUGUGUAAAAUUUGCCAAAACAAUGCUAAAGGAAACCAGAUGUGCUUGUGCUACUUGCUGUGCCACACAAACACCUGUAUGUGUUGUACUAUGCAUGGAUGUUUUGUAGUGCUAAGAUUAUAAAUAAAUUGGUACCACAGUUCUUACAAGCCUGAAAUGGUGAUGGCAAUGUUAUAAGUACAGGGUGCUUAUACAUUUGUGCUUUUCAUGUGGAAACCCUUUUGGAGCUGAAUUGACUUGUCUGCAUGUUGAUUUUUAUCUCAAAAAUAGAAACUGUACUUGAGAGGAACUGUGGCCAUAUUAAAUCAAUAGCACAUUGCAAUAGGCAUUGGCUACAGUGCACUCUGUGACCCACAGUGGUGGUUCUAGAACUUUGCUGCAUCUAUCAUGCCAAGUCUUGUUGCUCUGGAGCGAUUUUUUAUAAAGUGACCAAGUGAUUUUAUAUGGAGGUGCACAGGAAUGGUUCAUCUAGCUCAGAUAAUAGUUUUAACUUUACUUAACAAACUAAACCUCUGUCCAGGUUUUAAGUGGUUACUUCAUGAUACUUAUACAACCUGCAGAGUCACCGCUUUAUAACCAUCCUGUAUAUUGGAGCUCGUGCCAUCCUGAUGGUUUUGCAUGGAUUGCAGGAUAUUGCCAUGUGAUAUGUUCAUGUACUGUACCUGUUUAAAUUGCCCUUAAACAUGUGUGCUUGGGGCUCCCGAGUGGCACAUCCAGUAAAGGCAGUCCACGUGGAGUGCAGGAUGUGCCCUAUAGCUUGGAGAUCGCAGGUUCGAAUCCAGGCUAUGUCACUGCCAACCGUGUCUGGGGGUUCCUAGGGGGUGGCACACAAAAAACGGACAAGGGUUGGAACGGGCCAAAACUGAAGUCAAAAUUUUAUCGGGUCGGAUAUGCGAGUGCUGACUGUAAUACGGUUUAAAGGCAUAGUGUGGACUGGGUCUGUAAAACUUUGUAAAUAGUAAGUGAACAAAAUGACCUUAUAAAAUGACCUUGGGCGAAGGUUAUACAGUUAUUUAUUCAAGAAACUGAUUGUUUUUAGGCUUCUUUAAGAAGUCUUGAACACAGUCAUGACCCAAGCUCAGAUAGCUUUGACAGACUUUUAAGAAGCUUUGUGAAUAAGGCCCAUAGAAUAUUCAAGGGUCAUUCUUUGUUAAGGCAGCUGUAAAUGACCAAUGUUUGCUUUUGUCACAAAUGACUGUUUUUUGUUGUUCCAAGAUAUUUCUGAUGAAAACUUGGCUGUAAACAUGUAUUUAUAAACCAUCAGAUCUAAAAAAUAAUAAUAAGGGGGGGUUAUAUCAAGUUCUGUUCCUCAUUAUGUGUGUUAAAGAGAUUUUCAUUCAGAUUUUCAGCUGGUGUCCAUAACAUGAAAGAACAUUAAAAUGGCAUGCUGUACCAAGUUAGUUUCAACCAUCUUCUAUUAUUUAGCAAGCAUGUUUUACCCCUUGAAUAAGUAUGCUACCAAACCCAGUCUGUGCACACACAGUUCUUAAAGAUGUCAGCAUCAGUGAAGCAGAGGUAUGAAGUAAGUUAUAGGAGCUACUGUAAAAAAUAACAAAACGCCAGCCCCAGGUGAGAUUUAUCCAAGGGUGCUAAAGGAAACAAGGGUAGCAAUAUGUAGACCACUGGCUACUGUCGUGAAUAGUUCUGUAGAAACAUAUGAGAUACCUGUGAAUUGGAAGCUUGCAAAUAUUUAAAGAGAGGCCUAAGACAGACCCAGGCAAUUAUAGACCUACUGGUUUAACUUCUGUUACAUGCAAAAUAAUGGAAGUAAUGUUAAAAGGUAAGUUUAAAGACUAUUUGUACAGCAACACUGUUAUAGGGGAUAGCCAGCAUGAUUCAAAAGAGGGAGGUCAUGUUUAACUAACCUACUUGACUGUGAAUGAAAUUGCUUCAGCCUAGAAAAAAGGAAGGGAAAGAUGAUGAUACUUGAUUAAAGUCUACAAAUUUCUAAAUGGUAUUGAUACAGUUACCCAAGACACCACUCCAAAUUAAGCAGAGUAAAACAAGAGGGUAUAAAUGGAAGCACUGUUUUACAGAGUUAUAAAUGCAUGGGAUAGCCUUCCAGGUGACGUAGGAUCUAAAACACGGGGAACAUUUUAAAAAAAUCUAGAUUCUGUUCUAUUCAAUUAGAUCCCCUACUAGGAACGAAUCUUGAUGGACUGAACGACCUCUUCUCAUUCAUAAACUUUUCUUAUCUUGUUAUGUUCUAAUCCAUGAUCGGGUGAGAUUUUUUUUCAUGCAGUGGUAAAUGCAAACUGUUUAGAGUACGUUUAAUAGAGGCCCGACUGCUUGAAUUCCUGGCAUCUGGUUAUUUCAACAAUAGAUGAACCAGGGGAGUUCUGAAACCAAGAACUGGAUGCAGGAAUAGUGUGAGUUUCUAAGUACGGAAUAAAGCGUUUGACAAUCCAAGACUUUCUCUGUUGGCUAGUUUCACAGACUCGGAUUAGCUCUUGGAUUACUCUACCUAAAUUAACAUUGAACAAUCCCAGAUUUGUAAUAAUCGGGGCCUGUGAAACUAGCUGAAAGAGAAAGUCUUCCGAUUUGACUAGUUAAAAUGUUUGUCAAAGAAUGUUGCUAGUUUCUUUUAGUAAUGCUACAUAUUGUAUGUGUAAAUGCUUGAGUAUUUAAU
Molecule: messenger RNA, 3580 nt
Organism: Acipenser ruthenus (sterlet)
Lineage: Eukaryota; Metazoa; Chordata; Actinopteri; Acipenseriformes; Acipenseridae
Product: dnaJ homolog subfamily C member 5-like
Exons: 6
Coding region: 209-703 (164 amino acids)
Source: RefSeq, a predicted model, not a curated record